Messenger RNA from Selaginella moellendorffii, 1212 nucleotides. RefSeq names its product proteasome subunit alpha type-1-A. Gene Ontology annotation, biological process: ubiquitin-dependent protein catabolic process. Lineage: Eukaryota; Viridiplantae; Streptophyta; Lycopodiopsida; Selaginellales; Selaginellaceae. The transcript is spliced from 2 exons. Gene Ontology annotation, cellular component: proteasome core complex; proteasome core complex, alpha-subunit complex. The record is from RefSeq and is a predicted model, not a curated record. The coding region runs from base 84 to 920 and encodes 278 amino acids.
UAGGGUUCUUGGCAGCUCAGAGAGAAAUUCCUAGCUAGGGCGCGGCAGCGGGUCAGUCCAUCGAUCGAUCGGCCGCGGCGAGAAUGUUCCGCAAUCAGUACGAUACGGAUGUGACGACAUGGAGCCCGGCGGGGCGGCUCCAUCAGGUGGAGUAUGCUAUGGAGGGCGUGAAGCAGGGAAGCGCGGCAGUGGGGCUCAAGUGUAAGACUCAUGUUGUUCUGGCGUCGGUGAACAAGGCGUCGUCGGAGCUCUCCUCGUACCAGAAGAAGCUGUUCAAGAUCGAUGAGAAUAUCGGCGUGGCUAUGGCGGGGAUUAUCGCCGACGGACGAGUGCUGUGUAAGUUCAUGAGAUCCGAGUGUAUUUACCACCAGUUCGUGUUUGAGGCGCCUCUCCCCGUGAGCCGCCUCGUUGUUCAAGUGGCAGACAAAGCCCAGGUUUGCACGCAGAGAUCUUGGAAACGACCAUACGGCGUUGGCCUGCUCGUAGCGGGACUCGACGAAGCUGGUCCACAUCUCUACUACAAUUGCCCGUCCGGGAACUACUACGAGUACUACGCCUUCGCAAUCGGGUCGCGCUCGCAAGCCGCCAAGACAUACUUGGAGAGAAGGUUUGAGACUUUCAAGGACUGCUCCCGGGACGAGCUCAUCCGCCACGCACUCCUGGCCGUCAAGGAGUCCUUGCAGGACGAGGAACUCAAGAGCACCAACUGUGGGAUUGCCGUCGUGGGAGCCGACGAAGACUUCCACAUCCUCGACGGCGAGACUCUCCAAUCUUUCAUCGACACCUUGGAGGACAACAAAGCCGAAGCCAAAGAAGCAGCUCCAGAGGAUCCCGCGUCUACUUCCGGUGGUGGUGAAGCCGGUCCCAGUGCAGGAGCAGCAGAAGAACCACCGGCCGAGGCGACUCCAAUGGAUAUGUGAUUCACACACGGACGGCAUCUUUCAGAUCAGGGACUUAACUUUUUUCUUUUGAUUCUGGUUAUAUUUCAUACAUUUUCUUUCUUCUUGCGUGCUUCUCUCAGGAAACCCGGACACGCCUCCAAAGCGUUUCUAGCCGAUUUCCUUCUUCUCUGAACUUGAGAGCUCCAGGCCAGUUCUUUUGAGCAAUCUGUUUGCUAACGCUUUGUUGACGCCUCUUCCAGUGGCGGCCUGGAAAUAAAUGUUGGACAGCAGCAGAUAAGACGCCUUUUGCUGAGGAUCCAAGUUGAAAGCC